AAUUAUGUCAAAAUACAGGAAGAAAAUCGUAUUUUUAACAAAAAAAAACAAGACAAAUACUCUGCGCGACGACCAGUUUGGGUCUAUAUUUCCUCUUAAGCAACGAAAGACGGAAUAUUUGGACAGGACAGACGACAGAGUGUGCAGUUUAGUUCUAUGAAUCAAGUUUGAAGAUCGAAACGGUGAAAUCCAUUGAUGUAAUAAGAGCAAGUGUAUAUAGACUGGGAUAGGUAAACCCAUGGCGGGUACGGGUCGUAGAGAAAAGGGUCAAACACUUCGCGGAUCUCGAAUCGCCGUAGCAAUUGUUGUCGGAGUUUUAUUCGGUUGCAUCUUUGCCGUUUUGUACCCCCAUGGAUUCUUCAACUCCGAUGCUUCUACUCCGAGUCGUCGAGUUGCUACAUCUAAUCUCCAGGUUGGCUCCUCUUCAUGUGAAUCAUCUGAACGAAUUAAAAUGCUCAAAUCGGAUAUUGUCUCACUAUCAGAGAAGAAUGCUGAGUUGAAGAAGCAAGUAAGGGAACUAAGUGAAAAGCUGCAGCAGGCUGAACAAGGGAAAGAUCAUGCACAGAAGCAGGUUCUGGUGCUGGGUAAACAGCAGAAAGCUGGGCCUUUUGGUACCGUGAAGAGUUUGCGAACUAACCCAACUGUUGUUCCUGAUCCAUCAGUGAAUACGAGGUUAGCAAAACUCUUGGAGGAGGUUGCUGUUGGGAAGGAGCUUAUCGUUGCACUUGCAAAUUCUAAUGUGAAAGCCAUGUUAGAGGUCUGGUUCACUAAUAUCAAGAGAGUUGGUAUACCCAAUUACCUGGUUAUAGCACUAGAUGACCACAUUGUAGAUUUCUGCAAGUCAAAUGAUGUUCCUGUGUACAAGAGAGAUCCAGAUGAAGGUAUUGAUUCUGUUGCAAGAACAGGAGGCAACCAUGCUGUCUCUGCAUUAAAGUUUCGUAUUUUAAGGGAAUUUUUGCAGUUGGGCUACAGUGUUCUUCUUUCAGAUAUUGAUAUAGUAUUCUUGCAAAACCCAUUUGAUCAUCUUUAUCGGGAUUCAGAUGUUGAAUCAAUGACCGACGGUCACAAUAAUAUGACAGCUUAUGGAUAUAAUGAUGUCUUUGAUGAACCUGCCAUGGGUUGGGCUCGUUAUGCGCAUACAAUGAGGAUAUGGGUUUACAACUCUGGUUUCUUUUAUAUCAGGCCUACAAUUCCUUCAAUUGAGCUUUUGGAUCGUGUGGCCGAUCGUUUGUCUCGGCAACCAAACUCAUGGGACCAAGCAGUUUUCAAUGAGGAGCUCUUUUACCCUUCACGUCCUGGCUAUGAUGGGCUUCACGCUGCAAAAAGAACUAUGGAUUUCUAUAUGUUUAUGAACAGUAAGGUCCUUUUCAAGACUGUGAGGAAAGAUGCUAAGCUAAAGAAUUUGAAGCCAGUAAUUGUUCAUGUAAACUAUCAUCCAGAUAAAUUUCCAAGAAUGAAAGCAGUUGUAGAAUUCUAUGUUAAUGGAAAGCAAGACGCGUUGGAGCCUUUCCCCGAUGGAUCUGACUAGUAGUUAUAUUACUGCAGAACAUUAUAGAGAAAUUAGGUUUGGCCCAUAGACGGGCUCAUCAACAUUUCAGUUGUUAUAAUUCAUAUGAUACAGGUAGGUUAAAUUUGAUUUUACCUUUGAAGAUCAAUGUAAGAUGAAUUUUCCUUUUUUUUUUUU
Jatropha curcas is the source of this 1684-nucleotide messenger RNA. RefSeq names its product Nucleotide-diphospho-sugar transferase family protein (gene RRA3). Gene Ontology annotation, biological process: root hair cell development. Gene Ontology annotation, molecular function: glycosyltransferase activity. NCBI's taxonomy places the organism in Eukaryota, Viridiplantae, Streptophyta, Magnoliopsida, Malpighiales, Euphorbiaceae. The record is from RefSeq and is a predicted model, not a curated record.